GUUCGGUAGGUUUGAAAGCGCGAUGCAGGCAGCGCCGACGUUCGAGCCGGAGGCGGUCAUCUCGGCGGCGAAGCAUCAGAUCAUCUCAAGCAAUUACAAGGAGGUCGACCAAGCGCGGUCCACGGUGUUCUCCAUCUUGGCCAAGUGCGACGAACCCACGUCCAUCGCGUUGUACAUGCAGUUCGCCGACUUGGAAAUCGAACUCCGCCAGUUCAAACAAGCGACCAAAGUGCUGGAGCAAGCCGUGGUGACGCAUCCCUUGUCUCCGGUGCUGUGGAAGAGGUAUGUUGGGUUUUGCUUGGAGCGGCAAAAGCAUAGCAAUGCCAAGAAGCUGGUGGUGCGCGCCAUCGAACUCCUCCCGGAGCCGAGUCAUGGCGAACUGUGGGGGCUGCUCGAGCAAAACGAGCAUACUCAGGGAGACGUAGGUGCACUCAAAGCCCAAGUCGCCGCCGGACCAGUGUCGGCGGCUGUAGUAGUAGCCCCGCCUAGUACUACUACUAGUACUUUGGCUAGUAUUCCUACCAAUACUCCCGUCGAAGCUACAGUCGCUCCUACUAUUUCGCCCCCGGAACAGAAAGCGACGGAAUAUUUCACGAAAUUGCCCGAAACGCUGCCAAUUACUCCAGAAUGUCCGCAUUUGCUGUUUGAUCCGCUGGAUACGUCGGGUCCGCUGCCGCCCAAUAUAUCGUACCAUUUGGAAGACUUUAAAUUGAGCGACGCGGUCUUUCGAGAAGUAUUGCGACUGCACGACGCCCAACGCCAGAAAGAAGUGGAUACUUUGUAUCGCUGGCAGGAUCUCAUUGCCAUGCAGAUGAAAGAAGGCAGCGAAUUGCACCGCCGCCACGUUACCCCCGACACUGCAGUCGUGGACUCGGAGCAUCUAAUUCAACGACAUGAGUUUACGUUGCGAGCGGCGUCUUCCCAGUCGCAAUUCAUUGAAAUCACCGCCAUGGACCGGAACAAUCAGCUGUCGGCGCAGCAAAGCGCCUUGGCAGCGUUGCGUGUGCCACUGAUGGCAGUGUCGAAAGAUCCGUCCGUCGUAACUGACCAGCGUCGAGUGGUGCAUUGGCUGCUCGAAGCGGAACGGACGUGGCGCCGUCCACCGCAACAACAAGCUCCACGAGCCAUGGGCGACCCACGUCGUUCGCCUCCAAGACGAGUGGACGAGCACCAAUACCAUCCGUACGGAGGACGUCCCCACCCGCAGCGCCCUAUAGGAGGAGGUCGCGGCGGACGUGGAGGACACCGAUAAAGUUCCAACAGGAAUGGAAGGCUUAAUGAAUCGAAUGCUGUUAAAAGCUUAUGAAGCUUGCACUUUUACACUUAGG
Messenger RNA from Aphanomyces astaci, 1328 nucleotides. RefSeq lists its product as hypothetical. The transcript has 14 exons. The record is from RefSeq and is a predicted model, not a curated record. Gene Ontology annotation, biological process: RNA processing. Gene Ontology annotation, molecular function: protein binding. Bases 23 to 1252 code for a protein of 409 amino acids. NCBI's taxonomy places the organism in Eukaryota, Oomycota, Saprolegniomycetes, Saprolegniales, Verrucalvaceae.